Messenger RNA from Orycteropus afer afer, 1146 nucleotides. It is a transcript of the gene MAGEF1, whose product is annotated as MAGE family member F1. Gene Ontology annotation, biological process: negative regulation of transcription by RNA polymerase II. Gene Ontology annotation, cellular component: nucleus. The record is from RefSeq and is a predicted model, not a curated record. Lineage: Eukaryota; Metazoa; Chordata; Mammalia; Tubulidentata; Orycteropodidae.
AUGGGCUGUUGGCAGCCCCUUGGCGACAACCAUUCAGACCAGGGCGCUGGCUCCCAGCCAGCCUCGCGCCUGCCCCUCGCACUGGGCCUCAUUGUGUCCAGGUGGCAAAUGCCUUCUCGCCAACUCUCCUUCGAGGUUUGGAGAGGGGUCCCCCUCCCUCCGCCCUCGCCGUUGUCCAACCCCUUCGCCGGGGCUCGCGCAGCAGCGCGCACACCUCUCCGCCAGUGUGCGCGUUCUGUACUUGCCUGCCCGAAAACAUGUCGCAGGCGCCCGAAAGCGGAAAUAAUCCCCAUCCCUCAGGCCAAGGGGUAGAAAAGUGGCAGCCAUGAUGGUGAGACCCAGUCCUGACUUCCUCGCAGGAGACCCGAGUCCUGCAGGAUGCAGGAGAGCCCCAUGGAGGACCUUCAUGCCGUGAGGGUGGAAAGAGCUGCGGAGCCCUCCCUCACUUCGAAAGGUGCAACCUUGGCAGCCAAAGCCUUGGCAGGGUGCAAGGGCUACCGCCUUCUGUAUCGGACGGUGGCCGAGUUGGUGCAGUUUCUGGUGGUGAAGGACAAGAAGAGCCCCAUCACACGCUCCGAGACGGUGAAAUACGUGAUUGGAGACUUAAAGGAUCUGUUACCCGAGAUCAUCGCAAGGGCCGCAGAGCAUCUGCGGUAUGUGUUUGGGUUGGAGCUGCAACAGGUUGACCGCAAGCACCACAUAAACCUGAUUAACAGGCUAAAACCUCUUGAGGAGGAGGAGGACCUGGGAGGCGAUGGUCCUAGAUUUGGGCUCUUGAUCUUGGGCCUUAUCUACAUGAAAGGUAAUAGCACCAGGGAGACCCAAGUCUGGGACAUACUGCGUCGGUUAGGGGUCCCCUCAAAGUAUCAUUUCCUCUUUGAUUACCCCAAGAAGGUUGUUAUGGAAUUUUUCAUGCAGUAGCGAUACCUCAGUUACAGGCGGGUGUCUCACAUCAGUCCACUGGAGUAUGAAUUCUUUUGGGGUCCCUGAAGCAGCCUGGAAACCAGCAAGAUGAACGCUGGAUUUGUGGCCAAGCUCCAAGAACCCCAGUACUGGCCAGUGCAUUACCAGAAGGCCCUGGCAGAUGAGGCCAACAACAGAGCUGAGGCCAGUGUGAGGGUUAGGGCCGGCAGCCAUCUCUUGUGA